CACACUGCCAGCGGAUGACACUAGAGGAGGAGGAGGAGAAGGAGGAGAUGAGGAGAAGCUGCCGUCUCCACUCUUCCGGCUUAACAUUACUUUUAAAAAAAAAAGAAUAAAAAAAAAGAAGAAGAAGAGAGGAAAAGCAGAACAGAGAAACAACCAAAAGGAUAUACAUACCAAUGUAAAAGAUACCCUACUCUUCUCCAUUCCCCUUCUCAAGGAGGGCAUUUUUCUUCCCUUUCCCCCCCUUUCCUUUUCUACCCAAAUUUUUACCUCUGAGAUCCCGGUUUUGUCAAUUAGAGUCUCUGAACUUCUCUGGGAUUUCAGGUGAGGCACGCGUGUGUGGUGUGUGGUGCGCCUUCAUAUUUUUGAUUGCCUAUCAUGGCUCACGCGGCCUCUCAAUUGAAGAAGAAUCGGGGGGAAGUGGAUGUGAAUGCAUUAGAGGACGAGAAGGAGAAGCGGAAGAAGAUCAGGAGAGCAGCGUCCCGGGAACAAAAGAGAAAGUCUGACAGCAAUGCAAGCUACCUACGAGCUGCCCGGGCAGGGAACCUUGAAAAGGUCCUUGACUACCUCAAGACAGGUGUUGAGAUUAACAUUUGCAAUCAGAAUGGUUUGAACGCUCUUCAUCUAGCCUCCAAAGAGGGGCACGUUGAGGUAGUCGCUGAGCUGCUGAAGCUGGAAGCUGCUGUGGAUGCGGCCACGAAGAAAGGAAACACUGCUCUGCACAUAGCUUCGCUUGCCGGACAAACGGAAGUCGUCAAAGAGCUGGUCACAAAUGGAGCCAAUGUCAACUCACAAUCUCAGAAUGGCUUCACUCCCCUGUACAUGGCCGCCCAGGAGAAUCACCUGGAGGUGGUUCGCUUGCUUCUGGAGAACAGCGCCAGCCAGAGUAUGGCCACUGAGGACGGCUUUACUCCUCUGGCGGUGGCCCUCCAGCAGGGCCAUGACCAGGUGGUCUCCCUGCUGCUGGAGAACGAUACAAAGGGCAAGGUACGACUCCCUGCCCUGCACAUCGCUGCCCGCAAGGAUGACACCAAGGCCGCGGCCCUGCUCCUGCAGAACGACCACAACGCAGACGUCGAGUCCAAGAUGAUGGUGAAUAGAACAACAGAGAGUGGUUUCACCCCCCUCCACAUCGCGGCUCACUACGGCAACAUUAACGUGGCCACGCUCCUGCUGAACAGAGGAGCUGCUGUAGACUUCAUGGCUAGGAAUGACAUCAUACCGCUUCAUGUGGCUUCAAAAAGAGGCAACAGCAACAUGCUCAAGUUGUUGCUGGACAGAGGGUCCAAAAUUGAUGCAAAGACCAAGGACGGUCUGACACCUCUUCACUGUGGGGCGAGGAGCGGGCACGAGCAGAUUGUAGAAAUCCUGCUGGACCGAGGAGCGCCUUUCCUGUCCAAGACCAAGAACGGGCUGUCCCCGCUCCACAUGGCCACUCAGGGGGACCACCUGAACUGUGUGCAGCUCCUGCUCCAGCACGACGUGCCGGUGGACGACGUCACCAACGACUACCUGACGGCGCUGCACGUCGCCGCCCACUGUGGUCACUACAAGGUGGCCAAGCUCAUUGUGGACAAGAAGGCCAACCCCAACGCCAAGGCUCUGAAUGGCUUCACUCCGCUUCACAUUGCCUGCAAGAAGAACAGAGUCAAAGUCAUGGAGCUGUUGCUAAAACACGGGGCGUCUAUCCAGGCUGUCACUGAGUCUGGCCUGACGCCCAUCCAUGUGGCAGCCUUUAUGGGCCAUGAGAACAUUGUCCACGCACUGACGAACCACGGAGCCUCCCCCAACACCACCAACGUACGAGGAGAGACAUCUCUCCACAUGGCAGCGCGGGCGGGUCAGGCAGACGUAGUCCGAUACCUGCUGAAGAACGGAGCCAAGGUUGAGACCAAGUCCAAGGAUGACCAGACAGCGUUGCACAUCUCCAGUCGGCUGGGGAAGGUCGACAUCGUCCAGCAGCUGCUGCAGUGCGGCGCCUCGGCCAACGCUGCCACCACCUCAGGCUACACCCCCCUUCACCUGGCUGCCCGCGAAGGACACCAAGAUGUUGCUGCCAUGCUGCUGGAGCAUGGAGCCAUGCUCUGCUCCUCAACUAAGAAAGGGUUCAGUCCGCUGCAUGUGGCUGCAAAGUACGGCAAGAUGGAGGUGGCCAGUCUCCUCCUGCAGAAGAGAGCUGCUCCUGAUGCUGCUGGAAAGAGUGGGCUAACUCCUCUGCAUGUAGCCGCUCACUACGAUAAUCAGAGAGUGGCUCUGCUCCUGCUGGAUCAGGGAGCUUCCCCACACGCUGCCGCCAAGAAUGGCUACACGCCGCUCCAUAUCGCUGCCAAAAAGAACCAAAUGGACAUUGGGACCACACUGCUGGAGUACGGCGCGGACACCAACGCAGUGACGCGGCAGGGCAUCAGCCCGAUCCACCUGGCAGCGCAGGAGGGCAGCGUGGACCUGGUGUCCCUGCUGCUGACAAAGAACGCCAACGUCAACACGUGCAAUAAGAGCGGACUUACACCACUCCACUUAGCAGCUCAGGAGGACAAGGUCAAUGUUGCAGAAGUCCUUCUCAACCACGGUGCUGAUGUCAACCCACAAACAAAGAUGGGUUACACACCGCUGCACGUGGCCUGUCACUAUGGCAACGCAAAGAUGGCAAACAUCCUGCUGCAGAACCAUGCCGGAGUGAAUGGCAAAACAAAGAACGGGUACACUCCUCUACACCAAGCGGCUCAGCAGGGCCACACCCACAUCAUCAACCUGCUGCUUCAGCACGGGGCCUCGGCCAACGAGCUCACUCUGAAUGGGAACGCUGCCCUGUCCAUCGCCCGCCGUCUCGGAUACAUCUCUGUGGUCGACACUCUGAGGCCUGUGACGGACGAAAACCUGACCACCAUGAGUGCUUCAGAAAAACACAAAAUCAACGUCCCAGAGACCAUGAAUGAGUUCCUCGACAUGUCUGACGAUGAAGGUGAGGAUGCGAUGACCGGGGACACGGACAAAUACCUGCGGCCUCAGGACCUCAAAGAGCUGGGGGACGACUCCCUGCCUCAGGAGGGCUACAUGGGUUUCAGCAUAGGAGCCCGCUCAGCCAGCCUCCGCUCCUUCAGUUCGGAUAGGUCCAACACACUCAACCGGAGCUCCUUCGCUCGGGACAGUAUGAUGAUUGAAGAGAUUCUGGCGCCCACAAAAGACACGCUUCAGAGUGUCUGUAAUGACAUUUCCUAUUUGGUUGACCCACUCAAUAAGCACCUGGCUGUGACCAGAGACUACAGCACUGAGUGUAUGCGGCGCUACAGCUGGACUCCGGACACCGUGGACCACAGCCCCAACACUGUGUCCAGCCCCAUUCACUCUGGCCUCUCCUCCCCGCUCCCUCAGUAUGACUCCAGGUUCUUGGUCAGCUUCAUGGUGGAUGCGCGCGGUGGUUCCAUGAGAGGCAGCCGCCACAAUGGCAUGCGCAUCAUCAUCCCUCCCAGGAAGUGCACGGCACCCACGCGCAUCACCUGCCGCCUGGCCAAGAGGCACAAGCUGGCCUACCCCCCGCCCAUGGUGGAGGGAGAGGGGCUGGUCAGCCGGCUGGUGGAGGUCGGACCAGCUGGGGCUCAGUUCCUGGGACCUGUGAUCGUAGAGAUCCCCCAUUUUGGGUCCAUGCGGGGGAAAGAGAGGGAGCUGAUUGUGCUGAGGAGCGAGAACGGAGACACGUGGAAGGAGCACCAGUCUGACGCCAGACCAGAAGACCUCUUUGAGCUGCUUUCUGGAAUGGAUGAAGAGCUGGACAGUCCCAUUGAGUUGGAGAAGAAGCGAAUCUGCCGCAUCGUCACUAGCGAUUUCCCUCAGUAUUUUGCUGUGGUGUCGCGGAUCAAGCAGGAGUCCAACCACAUGGGUCCGGAUGGAGGCAUGCUGUCCAGCAGCACCGUGCCCAUGGUGCAGGCCUCGUUCCCUGAAGGAGCGCUCACCAAGAAGAUCCGUGUCGGCCUGCAGGCCCAGCCCGUGCCAGAUGACAUGGCGAGGGCGAUCCUCGGAAACAGAGCCACGUUCAGCCCCAUCGUCACCGUGGAGCCCAGGAGGAGAAAGUUCCACAAGCCGAUCACCAUGACGAUCCCUGUCCCGCCUAGAUCGGCAGAAGGCCAUCCCAGCGGUCACCGAGGCGACACUGCACCCUGCCUGCGUCUGCUCUGCAGCAUCACAGGAGGGACGUCCCCCGCCCAGUGGGAGGACAUCACAGGGACCACACCGCUGUCCUUUGUCACCGAUUGCGUCUCCUUCACCACAAAUGUUUCGGCCAGGUUCUGGCUCGCAGACUGUCACCAGAUUCCUGAGACGGUGGGUCUAGCGUCUCAGUUAUACCGGGAGCUGAUCUGCGUGCCGUACCUGGCCAAGUUUGUGGUCUUCGCCAAGAUGAACGACGCAAUCGAGGCUCGUCUGCGCUGCUUCUGCAUGACAGACGACAAGGUGGACAAGACCCUCGAGCAGCAGGAGAACUUUGAGGAGGUGGCCCGGAGCAAAGAUAUCGAGGUUCUCGAGGGCAAGCCCAUCCACGUGGAUUGCUAUGGCAACCUGUCCCCUCUCACCAAAAGUGGGCAACAGCUUGUUUUCAACUUUUACUCCUUCAAGGAAAACAGACUUCCUUUCAACGUGAAGAUCAGAGAUAUGGGCCAGGAGCCGUGUGGCCGCCUCUCCUUCCUGAAGGAGCCAAAAUCCAUUAAAGGCCUUCCACAGACUGCCAUAUGCAAUUUGAAUAUCACACUGCCAAACCACAAGAAGGAUUUGGAGUCUGAUCCUGAUGAUGAGACUGAAAAGCCAGAACGACGUCAUACCUUUGCCUCCUUAGCUUUGCGUAAGCGCUACAGCUAUUUGACCGACCCAGCAGCGAAAACAACUGAUCGGAGCUCGCAGAGAACACAGCCUUCUAGCUACCCUCACAAACCUGUCUUUUCAACGAGAUCUUAUCAGGCGUGGUCGCCUGUUCCUGUCGCCGUCGCUGGCCAAGCCAAGUCUGGGUUUGGCUCCAUCUCCAGUUCGUCAUCCAACACGCCCUCUGCCUCUCCAUUAAAGUCUGUCUGGUCCAUCAACUCUGCCUCCCCCAUCAAGACCAACAUCCCCGGAUCACCUGCCUCUUCUAUAAAGUCAGUUAGUGACAUGGCCUCUCCCAUCAGAUCUUACAGAACUAUCUCCUCGCCUAUAAAAACGGUAGUCCAGCAAGCCCAGUACCCAGUCCAGGUCUGCCCCAGUCCCCUGGCCUCACCAGGCAGAAGUACCCCAGAUUCUACGUCAAUGAAAGGACUGGCAGCAUUGUCUGCUAGGACCUCCCCUAUAACUGUUUCUGCAGGAGGAAGCCCUCUUCUUGAGAGAGCAUCGAUAAGCUUGACCCCACCAACCUCUCCCAAAUCAUCUCUGAGUAUGUUCAGUUCACCCCUGCCUUACAAGACCAUUAUGGGUGGCUCCAGUUGCGCUGCAUCUUCCUCCUCACCUAUAAAAACAGUCCCUGGUCUUUCCUCUGUACGUUCCUUUGCCUCAGACGUCACUGGUCCUGCAAGAAACCUUUUCUCAUCUCUUACGUCUCCACUUAAAUCCAACACCCCUCCAAGUGCUGCAUCUCUUAUUAAUGGAACUGUGUCGCCUACACAGUACCGCUCUUCAUCCCCAACAUCUCUUCUCGCAAACAGUCUUCAAGAGAGAAUACAAGCCACCACCAAUGCCGCAACGACAAGCGUCAAUGCAGCCUUUGAGGAGGUUGAAAAAACAUUUAAUUCUUGUUCUGCAGGCUAUGGCACUCUGAAGUCUUUGUCCUCUUCUCCAUCAUCCUCAUAUCAGUCAAUUAGAUCAUCAGCUUCUAAUUCACUCUACGCCUCUUUAAGAUCCCCUCCUAACGCCACCACUGCUGUAACAUCUAGUACAAUGACUGUUCCAGUGUACUCAGUUAUUAACGUGCUGCCAGAGCCAGUUCAAAAGUUACCUGAGGUGUCCAAGUCAGCUGCUGCCCUUCUGUCUCCUCGAAAGACAGUCCCAGUUGAGGUGAAUGCUCACAUGCAGUCUUCCUUUGCCAGAACUCUUUCCCCAAUAAAAACCCCUCAUUUUCCUCCUGGUCUGAAAUCAAACACUACAUCACCACUAUCAUCCAGUCAAGAGAUUCUGAAGGAUGUAGCCGAAAUGAAAGAGGACUUGAUACGAAUGUCAGCCAUUUUGCAGACAGACCCAAAUUCCACAGCCAAUAAAGGAUUUCAGUCUGAUUCUGCCAAAGAGGCUAAGAUAGAAGAUGAGGAGCCAUAUAGAAUUGUGGAGAAAGUAAAGCAAGAUUUGGUAAAAGUGAGCCAAAUCCUUACUAAAGAUGCUGUGAAAGAUGGUAGGGUUACCCAUGCGAGGGGUUCUUUGGACGACAUACACUUCUCAAAAGUACAAGUUGAACAGCCUCCAAGCAACUGGAGCUAUCCGCCAAGAUAUGAGACUGUGGUUCCUCAAGCAAAAUCAAAAACAAUACCAGAUAAAGAUUUCAAUCUUUCCAAAGUAGUUGACUACCUGACCAAUGAUGUUGGGAGCAGCUCUUUCUCCAAAAUGCAUGACACAAAGCAUAAAGUAGAUGAGGGCAAGAGAGAAGGAGAGGGCAAGGAGAAGCAGAAACGUGUCUUAAAACCCACCAUAGCAGUUCAGGAGCAUAAGCUUAAAAUGCCUCCAACAAACAUGCGCUCUUCCCUUUCAGACAAAGAGUUCAGUAAAGUAGCAGAUGUGCUCUUUGGAGCAGACACUGUGCUAGACUCACCUGAUGAUAUCUCACAUGAGCAAGAUAAAAGCCCCCUCUCAGACAGUGGCUUUGAGACCCGCAGUGAAAGGACACCCUCUACUCCUCAAAGUGCUGAGGGAAUGGGUCCCAAGGCCCUUUUUCAGGAUAUCCCAGUUCCCCCAGUAAUCACUGAGACUAGGACUGAGGUUGUUCAUGUCAUCAGGAGCUAUGAGCCCCCAGAGGAUAACAAACAACCUACAAUGGAGGAUGCUCAUCCUGUCAGAUAUAUUGAUUCAGACUUUAAAGGGCAUCUAGCUACAUCAAGUCCAGAUCAGAAUAAAUGCUAUUCAAUAAAAGUCAGCCCUGAUGAAGAUCCAAUGGGAAAAGGGAUGAGGGUAAAGGAGGAGACUCACAUCACUACAACUACCAGGAUGGUGUACCACAAACCACCUGGCAAAGAAGCAGCAUCGGAGCGCUGUGAGGAAACAAUGUCUGUGCAUGACAUAAUGAAGGCUUUUCAGUCAGGCAAAGACCCUUCCAGAGAGCUGGCUGGACUUUUUGAACACAAGUCUGGCAACGAGGAAACAUCUCAAAGAGUCCUCGAGGACAUCUCCAAACCUAAAGUUGAAAGAAUAAUUGAAGUACACAUUGAAAAAGGCAAUAAAACAGAACCAACUGAGGUCAUCAUCAGGGAGACAAAAAACCAUGCAGAGAAGGAAAUGUAUUACUACCCAGGGAAUAGACAGGAAGAGGAUGAGCCUGAGGAAUCACUUCCAGUGUACCAAGAGGAAGACAGUCGCCCUAGUUCAGCCCAACUCAUGUCAGAUGACUCUUAUAAAACACUUAAGCUACUUAGCCAGCAAUCUGUCGAGUACAAUGAUGAUGAAUCAUCAGAGCUUAGGGGAGAAUCGUAUAAUUUUGCAGAAAAAAUGCUUCUCUCUGAGAAAUUUGACCAGUCUCAUUCUGACACAGAGGAAUAUCUGAGAGAUAGGUCUCGCUUCCACUCACCAGACAGAAGCAGUAGCAGUGAGGGUAGAUCAGGUGGGCCGAGGACAGAGUAUGUCUUUAGGUCGUCGAGAAAUGUGUAUGACAAAUCUGGAAGAAUGGCAAAUGUUGAUGAUAACUUUGACAAACUAACACUUUUGCAGUAUUCGUCUGAGCCUGGUAGCCCAAAGCAAUCAGUUUGGAUGCGUGUGUCUGAUGACACACAGAGUAAGGAUAGAGAACAGCUUAUCUACGAGGACAGAGUGGACAGGACUGUAAAGGAGGCAGAGGAAAAACUCAGUGAGGUAUCUCAAUUCUUUCGAGAUAAAACAGAACAGUUAAACGAUGAGCUCUCGUCUCCAGAGAAGAAGUCUCGAAGACCUGACUUCAGGGAAUCACGAUCGGGCCCGAGUUCUACACACAGCAGUCCAGAGAGGUCAGCUUAUAGAAGUGGGGCUAGUGGGGAAGAGUGGAGCAGAGAAAGGCUUAGGGACAGAUUCAGCUCCAGUGAUAGAAAAUGUGCAAGCUUACCUAGUAGUCCAGAGAGGAGAGUAUUGAUACACUACAGUGAUUCAGACGCUAGAAAACAAGGAGAUGGUACAUCACAGGGAAGCACAGGAGAAAGCCCUAAACCUUUUCAAAUGUCUUCCUCCAAAGUAAGUGCAGUGAGGCUGAAGUUUGAGCAAGAGGCUCAAAGGCAAGAUAGGAGUUCUCAGGGUGGCCAAGAUUCAAAUCCCCCUAUUAGAAAACUUCAGGAAAGUAAGCUACCAGUGUAUCAGGUGUUCGCAGGACCAAGCAUUCCAAAAACGCCAGACAGUCCGGGAAACCAGAGAAAAUGUGUAGAUAGUGAAUCAAAUAAGUUCUCCCCCAAGCAUGAGACCAGUGGAAAAGACCAGGAAGAUAACAAGUUAUUCAAAACAUGGGAGAACCAAGACUAUGGAAAGUAUAAACCCCAAUCUCCCAAAGUAUCUCAUUCUUUAAUCCAUGAUUCUAUGAAAGAUGGCAAUAAUAGUGAUUCCCAAAUUCAAGAAACCGCUAAGAAAAUAAUAUACACAGAAUUCGUUGUCCAUGAAAGUCCAAAUAGCAACGAUGGUCUAAAAAAAAACUCGGAAUCGCAAAUUCCUUUAAGAAAGCCUUGUAAUUUCUCGGAAAUUCAAAAAUCCACCACAUUAAAAUUAGAUGCCACUGUUGAACAACAGGAAAGGGCAGGGUCUCACAUACCUACUUUAGCUAGAAGUCGAUUACACAGUAGCUCUGACUCCAACAAGUCUACUCGUGGAUCAUCCCUAGGAAAAUCAACAGACUCAUCAGACGGUAGCCUAUCAAAUGUAGUGUGUAACGGUGUUGAUGGUGACCAAGCAGAUUAUUUGGGUGAAAUAACUCCUGUAGUUGUCACAGAGGGUUUCAAAGAUAUUAAACCCCUUCCAGUGUAUGUUAGUAUCCAAGUAGGAAAGCAGUAUGAGACAGAAACAGCCUCGGGGCAGCUGGGAACAUACAAACAGAUAGUAAGCCAUGAGAGUAGGACAGUGCAGGAGACUAGAGGUGCAUUUUAUACUGUCAAGCAGCCGUCUCCAUUUCCCCAAGGAAGUCCAGAAGAUGACACUCAAGUGACUUUCAUGGACAGCUCUGGGAAAAGUCUUGUGACCCCUGAGACACCAAGCUCAGAGGAGGUGAGUCUGAUCUCAAAAACACCAGAGUCUGUGAUAGGCUUCAUGCCUGGUAUGCCAAGCCCUAUCCCUGAGGAAGAAGACGGGAAGACCUUCAUCUACAAGGGGCCAUCAAAGGAAAAAUCCAAGCAUGCUUUCCCAGAGAAUCACAGUAGAAAACAGGAUGCAGAGAGACAGAAGUUAAAGGAGAAAAGAGUGGCUUAUAUUGAGUUUCCACCUCCUCCUCCUUUAGAGGCAGAGCAGUCCGACCCUGAGAAAAGGGGGUCUUGUGCUUCUUCUGAGGCAGAGACAGAGAUGAUUGAGGUUAACCUCCAAGAGGAGCAUGAUAGGCAUCUCUUAGCAGAGCCGAUCAUCAGGGUCCAGCCUCCGUCCCCUGUUCCUCCUGGAGCUGAUAACAGCGACUCCAGUGAUGAUGAGUCCGUCUUCCAUCCCAUCCCUAUAAAAAAGUACACCUUCAAAAUGAAAGAGGAGGGAGAUAAACACCAGAUAUCAAAACAAUCUGAGAAUAAUGGCAAUGAUAAUGAGUCUGGGAUCAAUGGUGUUGUAAAGGAGGAGGAUGUUGACUUUGAACAAAAUGGCAAUGACCAGUCAAUUACUGACUGCUCCAUAGCAACCACUGCUGAAUUUUCACAUGACACAGAUGCUACUGAAAUAGACUCUUUAGAUGGGUAUGACCUUCAGGAUGAGGAUGACGGCCUGAGUGAGGACCCUCAAUCAUGUAGUAUGUCCUUUGAUGGAAAAACAACCGAUCGCUCAUUUAAUCAGUCAAAGCUUGAAGUGAUAGAGGAAGAGAAAUGUGAAAAGGGGGGGGAGAAUGGGAAGACUAAAACCAACACAUCGUCAGCCAGUGGAGAUGAAAAAGAUUAUACCCUCGAAGGAAGACAUCCAGAAAGGCAGACCUUUGCAGAUGAAUACUUUGGCUACCAACUUGAAGAGGAGCUAAAUUCUACCUUUAAAACUGUUGCCACCAAAGGCCUGGACUUUGACCCCUGGUCUACCAAAGGGGGUGAUAAUGAUGGAGUUUUUGAGUCCAAAACAAAAGACGACGAUCCAAAGCCCUUUGGUUUAUCGGUGGAGGACAAAUCACAAGCUACAACACCUGACACAACCCCCGCUCGAACGCCGACUGAUGAGAGCACACCGACUAGUGAGCCUAACCCCUUCCCGUUCCACGAAGGGAAGAUGUUUGAGAUGACGCGCAGUGGUGCUAUUGACAUGAGCAAGCGGGACUUUGUUGAAGAGAGGCUUCAGUUUUUCCAGAUUGGUGAGCAUUCCUCUGACCCUAAAACAGGGGAAAAGGGGAAAGGGGGCAAGAUCCUGGGGGUAAUUUCCUCUCAGUCAGGGGAGAGGGCCACUGUAGAUGGCAUGGUGAAGGUUAUAGAUACUACCACAGACAGCAGCACAACACCAACAACACCAGCAGCAACAACAGCGAAAUGCAGCACUGCACAGCCUGGCAGUGACCCUGGCUACACCGGUACUGACGCCCCCACCUGUGAAGCCAUAGCUGAGACCGCCUCCUCAUGCACAAUCACAGCCUCUAAGGUUGAUCCCAAAUUACGCACUCCUAUUAAGAUGGGCAUAGCUGCUUCUAUAACUGUGAAAAAGGACUCAGGGGAUCUCACCGAUUGUAAAGCUGAUAUCUCAGAGGGUCAGAUUGUGCCAGAAUACAUCAGUAUAGAGGGUCAGAGUACAGAGAGCCAGACUAGCAGACAGACAGAGCCCAAGUUAGAGAGUAGAGACUACCCUACUGAAAACUGCAACAACAACAAUAACCUUGAGUCCUCCAGUGUUCAGGCCAACUACAUUCAGUGUGGUAGUGUUGUGUUUAAUUUGCAGUCCUCUUCUGAGCCCACUCUUCAAAAAGCUAGUAGGAUAGAAACACUCUUCUGUAGGGAAUUAGAAGUGGAGGUACACAACAGCAGUCAAGUGCAGGAGCAGACAAGUGAAGCUGUUAAAGAAAGUGAAGUAAGGCAGCCCAAGUCGAGGCUUCCAGUUAAAGCAUCAGGGUGGUCAUUUCACACGCAGGGAACAGCCAUAGGCAAACAGAAGCCCAAACAAGUUUUGACGGUUGAGGUCAGGAAAAGAGGAGAGCCAGCCAUAGCCAAAGUAGAACCAAGGUCUAGGAUACCAAUCAAGGAUGUUAAAAAGACCAGCCCUGCUGCCACAGCUAGCUCUCUUGCUUCUGUUCGGGUUACCUCACGUCCAACUAGGGCGUUGGACACAGGGAGAGCAGCCAUACAGUUGCCCUCAAGGUUACCACUGAAGGACAGGCAUCAGGUCAGCAAUGUCACAGUUGAGGGAGCAUGUAGACAGGCCAGGCAGGAGAAUCCUAGUGAGGUUUGUAAGCGCACAAUCGAAUACUUUAAAGGCAUUAGCGGGGAGACGCAAAAGUUGGUGGACCGCCUGUCAGAGGAGGAGAAAAAGACGCAGACAGAGCAGUCGGAGGAAGACAGCACCUCCCGGAGCACCUCUCUGUCGGACGCCUCCCAGCCUUCCCAGCCCUCCCAGCCCUCCCAGCCCUCCCGCUCAUCCAGGUCUGGUAGAGGUUCGAGGGCUGAGGCCGGGGCCGCGUCCGUAAGGGCAAAGGUGGCGACGACGGACAGGGCCUCCGGCAGUGAGAGGAGCAGGAGGAGUAGGCGGACUGGUGGGAAGGAGGGCAGUCAGGGACUCACAGGGUCUCGAACGCCUCCCAUCGCGGAGAUCAAGCCUAGUCCCCAGAGUCCUUGUGAGCGAACAGACCUGCGCAUGGCUAUCGUUGCAGAUCACCUGGGACUCAGUUGGACGGAGCUGGCUCGGGAGAUGAACUUCACAGUGGAUGAGAUCAACCACAUCAGACUAGAGAACCCCAACUCUCUGACAGCACAGAGCUUCAUGCUUCUUAAGAAAUGGGUCAGUCGGGAAGGAAAAAAUGCCACAACGGAUGCCUUAUCUUCAGUGCUGACCAAAGUCAAUCGGAUGGAUAUUGUGACUUUACUGGAGGGCCCAAUAUUUGACUAUGGUAACAUUUCAGGCACGAGAUGUUUUGCCGAUGAUAACGCUGUUUUCCGGGAUCAGGCUGAUGAUUUUCAGAGCAUUCUAGCGGAGCUGCAGUCCCCCGCCGCACUGCACUCCAACCCCAACUUCCUGGAGCCCGAACUCCCCGUCACCCCCAACCCUGCCCUCCUUGCCCACCACCAGCAACACCAUUACCCAGACCCAGACACCCCUUUGCUGGCCGACUCCCAGCCUCAUUCCCUGCCCUGGAGCCCGGAAAUAGAGAAAGGCGGAGAGCUAGAAAGCCCCCCUAGGAGCGCCCCCAGACCCUGUGAGCUCGCCUUAUCCGUCCCAGUCUUUGUCCUCCCUGAUCCUAUCCCUCCCAAGUUCAGAAAGCCCCACAUCGCCCUGAACGACCAGCUGCUUCUGAGCGAGGAGGAGGACAGGUCUUGUCAUGAAAUGGAGCUGAUCCACAGGCCCAAGUCACAAUCCCUCCCUGCGAUGUGUGAGUUAGACGUUGACAUGGCCUACUCCACAUCUUCCCCUUCAUUCUCAUCAGUAUCAUCAAAUACACCUUUAUCGGACGACAGAGCACAAAUUGGAGACGGAGGAGUGCAGAUGGGUUCCCCCAAUUGGGACCAGGAGGAUAUAUGUUUGAAAGGAGGUGAAAAGGAAGUGAUCGAGGAAAUAGAGAAGGUUGUGGCAGAGCUAGUGGAUGGAAAUGGAUUUGUGGAAAGGUGGGUAGAGCAGGACUUGAUUAAAAACGUGGAAAGAAAAUGUGAGAUGAUAACAAAAGAUAGGUGCGAGCUGGAAGAGGAGAAUAUCAUCUUGGCAGAAGAGAAGGAUAUGAUAAAUGAUGGGGAUAACGGAACAGCCUGUGAGGUGGAAGAGGUGAGAGAUAUGCAGGAUCUGUCAGAAGAGCAGCAUAAUGUGAUAGAAAUUGGGCAUGAAGUGGAAAAAGGUUCUACCUCAGAGGCAGAGGCUGUCAAAGAGGGUAUUGAUGAAAUAGCCGAGAUACAAAAAUGUGAAAGGGGCAGUCAGGAAAGGGUCUACCACGAUGACAGAGUGGAUGAUGGACAACUGAGGUUUAAAGAGGACCAAGGGGGUCAGUCCGUAGCUCUCCUCUCCCCUCAAGCCUGGGUUGAGGCACUCGGGGAACGUCAGCCCAGUGAGUCUGAAUCCAAUGAGGAAGAGGAGGAGGGAGACAGAGACAAAGAAAUCCCAGAAGGAUCUCUGUUUGAGGAGGUGGAGAAAGAAGAAGGCUCAGAGGACAAGAAGGAGGACGCAGAGAUGACUGAAGCUCAGGAGGCUCUUGAUCAGGUUGAACAGGCAGAAAAAGAAGUGUGUUCACUUUCAGGUUGGCACAGUGAUUCAUCCAGCGUCAAUGUGGAACCUCCGACGCCCGGCCGCAGUGUCAGCUCAGACCUGCUCGACAGGCGGGAAAGCCAAGAAAUCUCCAGUGAGUCCAUCACUUCCUCGUCUAGAGGCGAAUCAGGGAAGUCCCGACGGAACAGCAACAACUCAAGGCACUCACCUCAGGACCGCUCCUCGGAAUCAUCGAAUGGCCGAAAAGAAGAGGGAGCACUAGUGUCGGAGAAAAAAGUCCAGCAGGUUAGUGUAGACUCCGGUUCAGAGGAAGAACAGACUGUAACCACCAGAAUCUUCAGACGCCGCCUCAUUUUAAAGGGAGAAGCAGCAAAGAAUAUCCCAGGCGAGUCUGUGAGCGAGGAACACUAUAUGGACCAAGAUGGUAACCUCAUCAGUAGAAAAGUCAUCAGGAAGGUUAUCCGACGUGUGACAACUCCCACCCCAGAAAACCAAGGGGAUGACAGGUGGCUCCAAGACCUCCUGCACAGUCCCACUCUGCAGGAAGAAGGGUCCGAGCAAGGAGAAGGGUCGCGGAACAGCAGACGAAAAGAUGACAGAAGAUCGGGGGACAAAAAUCUCCACUCAUAGAGAGGCUUGUGCUCUACCAGGUGUGCAGGAACUAAGUUAGGUGUUUCCUGGAAAUACGUUUUCCGAGGGCUCGAGGCUCCGGUGUGAGGACUUCAGGGUCCAGUCUGCAACUUUCUGCUUCAAACAAACGGUUUUCACGCGAGAGGAGUCGACCCUUCUGACUUACGCAUUAGCAUGACAAACUCACUACCUGUCAACGAAAGCACCGGGAGGUUCUCACUCUUAGCUGUGGUGGACCCGUGGACAAUGAUUCUGCUUCCUGUUUUGUGUGAAACAAUAUGUGCCAUUGGUCCACUGUUGUUGUGAGAGCUUUUUUAGAGGAGUAUCGUUUGUUGUGAAAACGAUAAAAGACUCCCAUUACUGACAACCACACAGGUGACACUGUGACCAAAGAUGGCACAAGAGCUCAGUCCACACGGUGGGUGGAAAGAAUGAAGUAGACACAAUAACACACAAAAAAAAUCCAAUGGGACAAUUCUGAUCCAACUUCAACACUCGCCUUAUAGUUUUUCCUGAACCCAUUGUUGUCAGGAUGUAAAUUGUUUGGGGAUUUUUUUUCUUCCUUUUUAAAACUUAAACUAACACAAGAACUUUUUUCUGUAUAUAAAAUUACAAUGUGUAAAAUUCUUUAAAAAAGGGUAAGCUACUGGUUGAGGACACACGGAGGAGAGUAACCUUUUCAAGUGCUUUCAAACUUUAUUGAAACAGUUCCACUUUUAAAGAUUUGAGUGUAACUUCACAGGUUCUUGUAUAAUUACUUAUUAGAGCAGGUAUAAUGUUUGUACAUGAAAAAAAACUGGUUUGAUUUUAACUGAGGACAUUUCCAGAAAAUGGAAUUUCAGUAAUUCCCAAAGUGGGAAUGGAUCUAAUCCAACAAAAAGCCUUUCAGAGUACUCAUAUUUUCAUGCAUGCUGUUCACAUUAUUUUAAGUACAAUUUUUUUGCAAACACUGUAUUCAAAUUACAAAUAAAACCCUUUAUCUGUGUUCACAUAUAGCCCUAACAUGUCACCAAUUUUAUAUUUUAAAUUGAAAAAGGAUACCAUUUAAACAUUUAUCACGUCGGGAUGAGGAUGAAAAAAGUUCUAUAGCUUAUUGAGGGUGUGAUGUCUUGUCUGUCUAUGUGAAACGGAGGGCAGCUUCUGCUAUGAGAACGAAAUAAUCUGAAUGUAAAUGCUGGUAGGCUGGCUCGCUGUAAAAUUAUAACUGUAUUGUGCGUAAUGGCUAUAAGGUGUAGGAGUCUCUGUACACUGUUAGACUGUUUGUAAUCAUUUUAGCAGUGUGUCAAUUUGGUUUUCUUAUGACUGCUGUGGUAUUAAAGGAAAACUGGGGCAUUUCAUUUUUGGAUUUCUUUUGUUGAAGUAUUUCCUUAUUUAAAACCUACUCACAUUAAGGUCACAUAAAGACAUUAUUUGAUUGUAGCUCUUAAUAGCAUAUUGUAUGACAAAAACACUGGAUGGUCAAAAACAGUUAUUUAAGCAUUAAAUAAAUUGUGUUAAACUCUGAAACUGUGUGAUCUUUUUAGGCUUGAGAGUCUGUAUAUGCAGUGUCGAAUAGAAAUGUUUUCACUAGCUCAUCAGAUUUUAUUUUACUUUACAUAAGGAACUACCUUUGUAUUGGUUUUCAUUAGAUGCCCAUGUAGUUCAAGUGUGGUGUUCUACUGGUGCGAUGGCUCAGUAUGCCGAUAUCUAUGCUGUGGACAAGGAAACUAUGUAACUUUUUUCGGGGAGGGGCGGGGCUUGUAAAGGAAGUCAGUUAAGGCGCUGUACCACAUCCCCUUAUACUAUGUCAAUCAGGGGGUAGAGGAUCCUUUGAUAUGGCUGAACUGUCAAUUUUGUUUGAUAUGUGUUUUCACCUGAGCAGAUUUUUUGAUGUACAAUUCUUACUAACAGAGUGAAGCCAUUGCAAUGUAACUAUUCUAGCACUUUGGUUAUUCAAGGUAUUUUAGAGACUAUAGCCGCAAUGAUGCCACCACAAAUGUUUCAGAUGUCUUUACAAAAAUCAACCUAAAAAAUUCAAAAAAAAAUAAAAAUGCAUUGAUUUCGCAAUACAA
Molecule: messenger RNA, 16343 nt
Organism: Gymnodraco acuticeps
Lineage: Eukaryota; Metazoa; Chordata; Actinopteri; Perciformes; Bathydraconidae
Product: ankyrin-3-like
Biological process (GO): signal transduction; regulation of cardiac muscle contraction; protein localization to T-tubule
Cellular component (GO): T-tubule
Molecular function (GO): protein binding
Source: RefSeq, a predicted model, not a curated record